Messenger RNA from Desarmillaria tabescens, 1314 nucleotides. RefSeq lists its product as uncharacterized. The record is from RefSeq and is a predicted model, not a curated record. The coding region runs from base 19 to 846 and encodes 275 amino acids. The transcript has 3 exons. NCBI's taxonomy places the organism in Eukaryota, Fungi, Basidiomycota, Agaricomycetes, Agaricales, Physalacriaceae. Gene Ontology annotation, molecular function: D-glutamate cyclase activity. Gene Ontology annotation, biological process: glutamate metabolic process.
ACUAUCGCUUAUUCAACUAUGUCUACUACGGCCACGGCGUCAACUCUAACUCCCAGUGAUAUCAGGUCCCUUUGUCGUGCAGAUGCCUUCAAGGAAGCGUCGACUGCUGGCGUCUGCGCCGGGCACGUUCAAGCAAAUGUAAUCAUCCUUCCACAAAAGUAUGCGGAAGAUUUUCGAUGGCUUUGUCUAAGGAAUCCAGUCUCGUGCCCUCUCCUCGGGGAGACAAAGCCAGGAGACCCCCGCGUACCCGAACAUCUUGCGUCUAACAGCGAUAUUUGCACUGACUGUCCCUUGUAUAACAUAUACCGAGACGGGGUAUUUGUUGAAAGCAAGACAAGUCUCGAAGAUUAUUGGCAGCCGGAUAAUAUCGCGUUUUUCAUCGGUUGUUCAUACUCUUUUGAGGCUGCUCUCACAGAAAAUGGACUUACUCCACGACAUAUUGAAUUGGGGAGAAACGUGUCCAUGUACAGGACCAACGUACCACUGAUGGCUGCUGGAGUCUUUAGCGGAAAUAUGGUCGUUUCCAUGCGACCGUACCCCAUCUCUCAAGUCCCGAAGGUGCGCGAUAUCACUCGCCCUUACUUUCUCGCACACGGCGAACCCGUCGCGUACGGCAUAGAUGGUGCCAAGGCGCUUGGAUUGACGGAUUUCGACGGUUCGAACCCAGACUUUGGGGACCCAUCGGAAAUACGUGAAGGGGAGAUUGCUGUAUACUGGGGCUGUGGGGUAACUCCCCAGGUAGCGGUGAUGGACAGUAGGAUCGAAGGCAUUGUUAUGGGACAUGCGCCAGGACAGAUGCUAGUGCUGGACAUGGUGAACAAUGCUGUAUGCAAGGGGAAACUAUAGGCUCACGUCAAAUUUGGAUCGCUCACAAGAUAUACUAUCACUACUUGCUGUCGAAAGUUGCCCUUAUUUUAUGUACAUUCUACAGGCACAUCUAUUUAUUCAUUGAAGUUGGAUGAGCAUUCAUUUGCCAUAAAGGUACUGGGCACGCACUGCUGGCCAGGCGAGUAUGCGUAUUUAUGUAUUCGGCGGAAUAUGAUCCAGCAUGGAGAAAGUUUGCACUGUACGUUGUCAGGAUAUUCACAAUUUACUGAAGUCGAGAUCCUUCUAUCGUCGAUACUCGAAACGCAUGUUAAUGUUGAAGCUAAAAAGUGAUUUGGGCCCAUCCUCCUCAUUGUUCUCUAGCUUUCGCGUCGUUUCACCAGUAUCAUAUACGUGGUAGCCGUUUGUUAAGAACUCGAACAAGAGAAGUUGCCAUUACGAAAUCCGAAAAAUAAGAAUGUUAGAUGGAUACGAUAAAUGAAAGAAUUG